AUGACAUUAGCAAUAUUGACACUAAUAUCUGCAAUAAGCAGUCACUCGGUUCUACAAAACAUCCAGAAGAACGGAUAUGCAGACAAUCUCAUUGAUGCUUUUAAAGACCACGAGGUCGAGUGUGUCUCAGGGGCAGGUUCUGGAGCGAUGCGAAAUUAUUUCUUAGACGGCACGGGCGGGAAUGCCUACACAUCCAAGUCGCUGUUCUCAGAAUACGAUAAGUAUGGAAACUUAACUGGUGGUGGUGGGCUAAUAAGCGACCAGGGGUAUGUAAUGAAAGGUGGGCUCAACAGAAUACUAGGCGCAAGUCUUGAAAGUGGUGUGAGUCUCGAGGAUGCGAUGCUCAAGGAUAGAAUGAGAAACUUUAAGGUGGUCACCGCUUCAUACGGCACUGGAGCAUAUGACGCGUCUUUGGGCAAUCUGUAUGGAAAAAGAAUAGCCGGGUACAAAGACUCAAGGGUCGACGAGAAUCUCUUAGAAUACAGCAAUCCUGAUAUUGUGAAGAACAUUCGAUGCAACUUUCCAUCCAAUGGAUUUGGCCAUGUCUACUGCACUGACAACCGGAUCAUUGGAGAGCACUAUGAUUUGUCCCACAGAAAGGGCCCGUAUAGAGUAAAUGCACACUUCGAAUCUCCGUCAAAAGUCCAGGAGCCACCCAACUGUCUAUCCUAUCAUCCGAAUGCUCACAAAGAUUUAUUGAUGGCAAAAAGAGUUGGGUUUACAGAUAAUGACCUGUUGCAAAGCAAGAUGCACAAAGCUUGUGUCACAUCCGACUGCAAAAUGAAAUACCCAGCCUAUAGAAAGGGUGUUGCCAGAUUCAUAGCCCCGGCGGACGAGUUCCACGAAGUUUAA
Messenger RNA from Vittaforma corneae ATCC 50505, 852 nucleotides. RefSeq lists its product as uncharacterized. The record is from RefSeq and is a predicted model, not a curated record. Lineage: Eukaryota; Fungi; Microsporidia; Nosematidae. The coding region runs from base 1 to 852 and encodes 283 amino acids. The transcript has a single exon.